Molecule: messenger RNA, 2410 nt
Organism: Homalodisca vitripennis (glassy-winged sharpshooter)
Lineage: Eukaryota; Metazoa; Arthropoda; Insecta; Hemiptera; Cicadellidae
Gene: Wwox
Product: WW domain-containing oxidoreductase
Exons: 9
Coding region: 346-1605 (419 amino acids)
Molecular function (GO): protein binding
Source: RefSeq, a predicted model, not a curated record
UCCAGUUCAUUGAUUAAUGUGUAUAAUUCAUUAUGUAGCAUUGUAGGCUAGUUUCUGUUGAAGUAUAAUAACAAUUUCAUACUUAAAACGUUUAUCAGCAGUUCAACACUUGAAUUUCGUGUGGUUAUGUUUAUGUUUAGUGUAAAACAAAAUUACUCUAAUUGAAUAUACAUUAUAACUCUUAAAUUUAAUUUAUCUCAAGAAAUAUUCUUAACCUCUUAUAUAGUUACUUUUAUUGUGCAAGUUGUCUUUCUCUUGAAGUAUUGUUGAUUCCAAUUCAAGACUUUUUAGUACAGGGCUGCUCUGUUCUUUUUGAUUGUUUAGAUUUUCAACAAUCAAGCAGGAAUGGCAAGUGUCUUGCCGGACUCGGACAGUGAAGACGAUCUUCCACCUGGCUGGGAAGAACGAGCAACUGUAGAUGGUUCUGUGUAUUAUGUCAAUCACAAUACAAAAGGAACACAAUGGACUCAUCCAAGGACUGGAAAGAAGAAAAGAGUUGCUGGAGAGCUACCAUUUGGCUGGGAGAAGGUGGUGGAGGACAGUGGUAAAGUACUGUAUGUGGACCACGAGAACCACCGUACAACCUACACUGAUCCACGGCUGGCUUUCGCUCAAGAGGAGAAGGAGUCUCCACUCAUGUUCAGACAGAGAUUCGACGGAUCUAGUACAGCAUUGCAAGUCUUGCAUGGUCGAGACUUGGGAGGUAAAGUAGCCGUCGUCACGGGUGCCAACUGUGGCAUUGGCUACGAGACGGCUAGAGCGUUAGCCAGGCAUGGCUGUCAUGUGGUGUUGGCCUGUCGCUCACUCACUCGAGCGCAAGAAGCAAUCGAGCGUAUUCAAGCUGAGCGACCACAGGCCAUUUGUACCUCCCAGCGACUUGACCUCAAAUCUCUUAAGAGUGUCAAGGAGUUUGCCAACUCACUUAAGGGUCAUCCAGCGUUCAACAGAGGCAUAGAUAUGCUGAUUUUGAACGCCGGAGUUUUCGCCCUGCCACAUUCCUUGACUGAGGACGGACUGGAGACCACGUUCCAAGUAAACCAUCUCAGUCAGUUCUACCUCACUUUACUACUGGAGGACUUACUGGCCAGAGCUUCCUCUUCCAGAGUUGUCUUUGUGUCUUCUGAAUCUCAUCGUUUCAGCACACUGAAUGUUGACAAUAUGUCAGAAGAAUGGUUUUGCCCCAAGCCACAAAACUACUGGAGUAUGAUGGCUUACAAUGACAGCAAGCUGUGUAACGUGUUGGUGGCAAAUGAACUUGCCAGACGAUGGGCGUCUAGAGACAUCUUGGUGUUCAGCUGCCAUCCUGGGAACAUGGUCAGCAGCAACAUCAGCCGUCACUGGUGCCCCUACAGGCUGCUGUUCAUCUUGGUGCGUCCCUUCACCAAAUCUCUGGAGCAAGCAGCCAGUACGCAAGUAUAUUGUGCAACAGCUCCGGAACUUUCUGAUGUUAGCGGUCUCUAUUUCAACAACUGUUGUCGCUGUGAGCCCAGCAAACAAGCUCAGAACACCCAACUGUCAUCUAGGCUAUGGCAGCUCAGUCUGGACUUCAUCUCCUCUCGCUUCUCCAGCCUGGAUAUUCCAGACAAGUACCGGAACAAGCCGUGAAUGUCUGGCCGAUACGUUGAAUAUUCUUAGCUUAUGAGGCCAGUGUCGUAACUAAGUUUUCUUGUUUACACAGUAUUGAAAUAUUCCUCACAAUACAAUUAUUGAAAUGUUACGGCUUCACUGUAAAGACCAUUUUCACCCGGAACUAAAGCAGUCAUAUGCGAGCAAUGUUUCAACGUGGUAUGAACUAGGAACUUACAUAUUUUAAACAUUUAAAGGAUAUGAAACAGGUGGAAUGGAUAAAUGAGGUUGUGCAGUAAUGUUUUAAACUUAUAUCCUGGAUAUGGUUGAUAGAUAAAAAGAAUGGAAGUAAGAGAGAGAAAGUGGUUAUGAGUUCACUAAAAAUUUCAAGAUACUUUGUGUGAUAACAAUAAAUUACGAUUAAAGUUUUAUUCAUAAAAACUAAAUAUGUAAUAUUUGUAUCUACUUAAAAUUAAAUUUUUUUAACAUGUUAUAUAUUUUACUUAUGAAUACAAUGUGUAAAGAGGUUUUAUUUGUAUAUACUUUUGUAAUUUGUCGUACAUUUAAGCUUGAUUGGUCACAUAAAUGUUUUUGUAAGGGUUUUUAGGUUAUAACUUGUUUAUUAAGGUUCAAUUAUGUAUGUAUUAUGUAUUUAAGAUUUGGCUGAUGAUUUUUUGCUGAAUGUGCCAGUAAUUGCAAAUAGCUAUGUCUGACUUUACUGUGAAUAGUUUAUAAAUUGGACUUUCACUAGAUUUUGUAUUUCUUAUUAAGUGCAUUGGAAAUGAUAAUUUUUAUAAUAAUUGUGUUUUUACCUCAUUUUCUAAUAAAAGUAUUGUAAAAAUUU